GGUCCCUAAGUUGGACCGUCUCUUAAAUUGGACCACAUCUGUAAUUCACAAACGGUAAUUCGAGGCGCCAUCUAUGGCCUAUCAAUCAUAGCUUACGCGUAGUCCAGUCUGUAUGUGGAAAAAGAAACCUGUGUUGCUAGUAAUAUCGAAGGUAUCACAUGUUGUUAAGUUUUAUGCCGGCUGAUGUAAUUUUUCAAGUGAAUUUCUUAAGCUGUAGUUUUUAACUGGUAAGUUGUUUUGUAUAUCCGUCAGUUUAUAUAUAUUUAGCCAUCAUUUUCCUGAACAGUCAUUAAGCAGUUAAUUUGAUUUUAAGUGAAAACAACUUUUUUAGAGCCAAAAAUUGAAAUGAGGUUAUGAUUUCCUAAAUUGGACCACAUGAAGUUUCUUAAUUUGAACCGGUCCAGUUUAAGCAACCUUUUUUUUUCAGUUGAAUACUAUGUCUCAACGGGGAAAGUAUGGAAAGUGGAGCGAGACGAGCAUGCAAGAAGCCCUUAAUGCCUAUGAAAAUAAUGUUGCCGGUUUAAAUGAAAUCGCUAGGAGAUAUAAAGUUCCUAAAGCUACUCUGAAACGUAGAAUUGACGAUACAAACAAAAAUGUGCAUGGAUGCGAAAAAAAAUUCGGACGUUCUACGGAUCUUCCCCUAGAAAUUGAAAAUGAAAUAGUUAACCAUGUAUUGGAGCUAGAAAGAAGCUUGUUUGGAAUCACUCGCAAUGAUUUGCGAAAACUUGCCUAUGAUGUCGCCGAAGCUAAUGGGAUUUUACAUAGAUUUAAAAACGGUAAAGCCGGCAAGAAAUGGUAUUACUGCUUUAUGUCCAGGCAUAAAGAGCUAUCUCUUCGACAACCAGAGCCUACUUCAGCAGCGCGGGCUACAGGUUUCAACAAAGAAAAAGUCAAGGCUUUUUUUGAUUGCCUUACUUCUCUCUAUAAUGAGUACAAUUUCAGUCCAUCUUGCAUUUAUAAUGUAGACGAGACUGGCCUCUCUACGGUUCAGAGGCCUCAAAAAAUUAUUGCACAGAAAGGAAAACAUCAAAUAGGAGCACUUACGAGCGGAGAGCGAGGUGUAAAUACGACAUGUGUCUGUUGUUUGAACGCUGCUGGCAAUUACGUACCGCCAAUGCUUAUUUUCAAGCGCAUUAGAUUUAAAGAUGAACUGAAGGCAGGCGCCCCUCCAGGAACAGAAUUUGCAUGUUCAGAGUCAGGUUGGAUAACUAGUGAGCUGUUUGUUAAAUGA
Molecule: messenger RNA, 1231 nt
Organism: Acanthoscelides obtectus
Lineage: Eukaryota; Metazoa; Arthropoda; Insecta; Coleoptera; Chrysomelidae
Source: the annotation of a GenBank genome assembly